AUGGACUUGCCAGACGCCUUUGUCAUCUUGCACUAUCCUUUCGUCCUUCCCCUAGCUGUUUUAUUGCCUGCUCUAAUCUACUGCUUGGGCUUGACUAGAAGAAAAGACUUGUCUGCACUUGCUAACAAUGUCCAAAUCACCAAGUCCAAGGAUGUCAAGAGAUCGAGAUCAAACAUCAGGGAUCCCAAACCAACACAAUGGUACCGAAACAUGUUUUUCAAGCUUCAGCAUCUUGAAGACCACCCAGAAAUACUCGAGCCGGCGCGGGAUGAGCUCUUGGCCAUGUUCUCUCAGGGGCUUAUGCUCGCUCUGAAGGAGCCACGAGACAGCAUCCUCCGCAUCGAACAGUACAAUGCCAAGAGUGUAUGGAGUUUCCUCGAGGACGAGCGUAUACGCAUUCUCGAUGAGUGGGCUAGUUAUCUGGAGCGACGGAGGCAGGGACAAGGUCCUGAGCUUUUUGGAACUGCUGAGGCCGCCAAAGCAUGGCUGGUGCAGCAAGCGCCCGUCAAGUUUGUUGAUGGCGCCUGGCUUGGUCAUGUACACAAAAUCACGACUCCCUUUGCCCUUCGUGGUGUCACAAAAGAUGCCUGGCAGGUCCUAUCGGAAGAGCUCGGCGACGGCGAUCUGUCCAAGCACCACGUCCACCUCUACCGCAAGCUUCUGGAGGAUGUUGGAUGCCCUCUGCCGGAGGGCCACAGUGCCGACUUUAUCAAUUUCUGCGACUGGGACGGAAUGGACAAUGGCGGCGCCUGGGAGGCAGCAGUGGCCCAGCUUCUCAUCUCGCUGUUCCCCAAUGAGUUCCUCCCUGAGAUUCUCGGUUAUAAUAUGCAAUUCGAGAUGGUCACGUUGAACACCAUGCAAGCAGCUCAUGAGCUCAAGGACCUUGGCAUUGACCCUUACUACUUCCUCAUCCACAUUGCUAUAGACAAUGCUGAUUCCGGGCACACGGCUAUGGCCACGCACGCUGUUACACGGUACCUGGAAAUGGUUCGCGCGACCGAGGGCGAGACGGCCUCGGAGCAGGCAUGGAAGCGUGUCCAGGUCGGAUUCAUUUUGUCCCAGACACAGGGGGAUCAUUCUUGUAAACGAGAAAGCCCCGGUGCUUCAAUGAUGACGAUGGCGGCAUCGGGCCUGACGCGGCCCAGCACCUCGAACGUACUGCUUGACCCUCUUAGCACUGAGGUGACAGGUAUCUUUAGAGCAAAGGCAUUGGUAUCGCAGCAGUUCCACUGUCAAAGUAGGGUUCGCAUCGGGGCACAUACUCUCUCCGGGUGGUUGGACCCGAACAAGUGGAAACACCCGAAUCUCCAGCACCAACUGGAACUCCUGGAUGCCCUCAGCCGUACCAAGCCUUGGAUUAUCCCCGGGGCGAGCAACAAGAGCCUACUUGUACGGGAGCUCUCGUGGGGAGGGCGCAUGUUUGGCGCUUUCACUCACAACGAGGUGGCUACUCUUUGUUCCUGGAUCGACGCCUUGGGCCCGGAAAACAGAGCUUCGGUAUAUUGGAGAUUCACCCGUAGAAAGCCACUGGCCACAAGGAACGCCGUGGCAGAGCUUCGAGACCCGGUUUGCCAUCAUCCGUUUGUGUUUCCCGCCGGCAGCCACGCGGUGGCUACAGCAGAGAUGGCAUCUCAGGAGGUUGACUUCCACAUUGAGCCCUGGAAAACCCAGCAGCCUUUGAACUCACCUUCGGUCGACCGACUGCCAGACAUAAUCGCCCUUUGGUUCGCGCACAUCAGCCUUUUAGAAAACACCAUCAAUGUACCCUCCCGGACCGCCUGCCCGCUCCAUGCCAGUAUACUGCGCCUCCUCCGAGCCCAAGCUGGCUUUGAGGCGGAAACCGCUGUCGUCGCCGGUAUGGACGAACUGAGACGGCACUCGCACACCAGCCUGAUAGAUGUCGGUCUAGAGUUGGUCCACCAGGUCGACCAAUCCGCCAAUGCCACACCUGCGUCUUUACAAGACGUCUUUUCCCUGGCGGCUAGCCAAGGCCAGGGUGACGAAAGUGCCAGAUUGGCAAACGACCUGCUGCGGUGGAGUGUGCGGCCCGUUGCGAAUCUCGGCCUGCUGUUGGGUCUAGCCCUGGCCUUUCUGGAGUUCAAGAAGGCCAUUGCGAGAGCGCCCGAGCUGCUGGGCCGGGAAACUCGUCUCGCGUUGGAGGCUAUUGUGGCAAGAGAAAAGACCAGUCUAGAGGACUGUGCGCAGGAGCUGCGAAAUACGGAUAUGGGACAGUACAAAAACCUAGAGAGGGGAUUCCGGAUCGGUAUGACUUCUUUACAAAAGUGCCUGUAA
Molecule: messenger RNA, 2292 nt
Organism: Metarhizium acridum CQMa 102
Lineage: Eukaryota; Fungi; Ascomycota; Sordariomycetes; Hypocreales; Clavicipitaceae
Source: RefSeq, a predicted model, not a curated record